This is a messenger RNA of Fonsecaea erecta, 1716 nucleotides long. RefSeq lists its product as hypothetical. Gene Ontology annotation, cellular component: transcription factor TFIID complex. Gene Ontology annotation, biological process: DNA-templated transcription initiation. Lineage: Eukaryota; Fungi; Ascomycota; Eurotiomycetes; Chaetothyriales; Herpotrichiellaceae. The record is from RefSeq and is a predicted model, not a curated record. The coding region runs from base 1 to 1716 and encodes 571 amino acids. The transcript is spliced from 2 exons.
AUGGCUCACUCGCCGCCCGCGCCAUCGCGACCUCCGCUGCCUCAGACACAGACAUCCUUUCCGCGCAACUUCAGUUCUGCAAAUGGCCGACCCAGCCCGCUGGGCCCUCAAUCUCCUCCAUUAGCGAUGAACUUCUCCUCGCCUCCACCUCAAGCGUUCUCGCCUCAGCAAUAUUUUCAACCGCCAGCUGCUAAGAGACCCAGACUAUCUCCCGAUGUCCAGUCCCCUUCUACCGCUCCAAGCUAUCCUCCCACUCCGACGGCUCAGGCCACGACUCCCAGCGGAAAUACUCCCAUGAACGGUUCAGCUGUGUCUUCCACGAGACAAGGGUUGAUGCCUCCUCCUCAACGCCCACCUGACAAAGCAGAAGAUCGGAACUAUGAGGAUAUUCUGGUUGGAACCGGAAUAAACAUUGAGGAGGAGGCUAGAAUGCUUGUUCAGAAUGACUACUUUGGCGGGUCAACUCCCCGGACGGCCACUUCUGGCAGCUUCGAAUAUCAAAACAAUUCCUUUCCGCGGCCCGGCUCCAGUGGAGGCGCAACAGCGUCGCAAGAGGAACCGGGCGAAGGCCUUACCCAGGAACACCAGCCGUCAGAGGAGGAGAUGAAAGAGAGAAUCGAAGCACGCGCCGACUGGGAAGCGUCUAGGUACAGCCAGUAUCCGCUGUGGGACAUGUUUUUGCUGGGCGGAGCGCUCAACGAAAAGAUUCGAAAUAUCAGCAUCACCGAACAUUUGGUCGAUCCACAGUCCGGAGUACUAGUUAAUACUCAAAAACAUAUGCCUCCGCCCAUGGUGCGAGUCAACGGACUGGAAGGCGCCUCGCGUGUCAUCGAUAAAGGGCAAGCUAUUCUCGAUACGGGGCAGAAGGGCGAGCGACUUUCGGAUAUCAUGAAGGUCAUUAGUCUGGCAACACGAGCUCGGAUGACUGGUUUACUGAGCGCCUCUUCGAGACUGGCAAAGGAACGCCGGCAGCAUUCCGCAGGAAAGGUACCGGAGGAAUGGCAAGAUAUAGCAGUUCAGGCCAAGCCAGCCACUGAUGUCCCUGACGGAGCAGCCAGCCCAGCAGCCAGCUCUAGCUUAAAGCGCACACAUUCCCAAGCAGAAAGCGAGUCUUCAUUUCGCCAUGACCAGAUUCCAGGUCCUAUCCGUCUAAUAUCUACAUUCGAACGGGUUUCACAGGCUGAAAGAGCCGCCGAGGAAGCCCGCCGGCAGAAGAGAGCCAAACGACGGGCUGCCAAAAAGGACGAAGCAGGCGCCACAGCCACCGAGACGACCAUAACGCCCGAGGCUGCCCCUGUUGCCAAUUUGGACGCAGACAAGAGGACGACGAAGAAAGAGAAGAAAUUGGCAGAGAGCAGAUUCUCCGAACAACAACAACACAGGUCAGCCAACGAAGCAGCACGGAUGGCCGUGGCAGGUUUAUUUGGCAGUCGCUUGGGCGGUAAGAAGUCAAGAACUUACGACUGGAUGAAUGCUGGCAAAGGCGGAGCAAGUCCUGCAGCAAUUCCAGGCAGACCGCCACCGUCAAGCGCACCGUCGACAGCAGGGACACCAGCCCCCGAUCGAGCUCGAACAACUCCCAAAGAAAAGCAGCUUGGUCAGUGGGAUGAGGACAAGGACGCUCAGAUCCAAGCCCGAGAUGUGCUACUCGUGCUGGAGAGUGACGGGCGCGCAUCACGUUCAUAUGUGAGAGGACUUAGCCUUCCGGAAAACUGA